Messenger RNA from Pseudomyrmex gracilis, 4376 nucleotides. RefSeq names its product dentin sialophosphoprotein-like. The transcript is spliced from 7 exons. The record is from RefSeq and is a predicted model, not a curated record. NCBI's taxonomy places the organism in Eukaryota, Metazoa, Arthropoda, Insecta, Hymenoptera, Formicidae.
UUUUUUCCUCUGAAAAAUUCGAGCAAAACCAUUUAACCCGUCUACAAUUCAAUUUUUCCAUUUCAAAUGAAUUAUUUCGAUCGCAAGUGAUUCUGAGUUUCGAUUUGCGCUCUAAAGUGAAGACAACGAAGAAGCUUUCGAUAAUCUAAUCAACAUUACAAAAGUGCAAACGAAGGAGGAACCACCGUUUUCAGGGUGGAAACUUCACGUGUCGCCGCCGAUACGUCGUCGAGAGUGUCACGCAAUAAUUUAGAUCUCAGAGAGACAUUAAUGGCAGUCGCGGUACUGCUGUAUAGUCGUCAUAGAGGUCAAUAUUUAACAAGAAGAGGAUUGAGAGACCUAUAAAGGAGCAUGAAUGAUCGUGAAUCGUCGGCGGCUGCAUCGACGCGAGAAUCUUCCCGAUAGCUGCGUCGAUCGCAGGCGUCGGCGACUGACGUCAUUAUCAUUGGCUCUAUUACUGACAACGAUAAUUACAUCGAAAUUAUGGAGAAACAAGAAUUUUAUGCAAAUCUACAUUAUUUACCAAUUGCAGUCUUUGUUUCUCUACCUACGGUUUUCAUUUUAACGUAUGUAAUCGCUGUUUUAUUAGGACACGUAGAAGCUGGUUUUCCCUAUAUCUCUGACGCAGCAACUUAUGCACCAGAAAGCUGCAUUUUUUCUCAAGCUGUCAAUUUGAUCGCUAUUCUCAUGAGCUUUAUGAUCUACGUCAGAUAUUUCCAAGUUAAAGAGUGCACCAACGUUUACAAUUCACCGGCUUCUUUACCGAAGUGGAAUCGCUGGGCCUUAAUUUUCGGUCUCAUAUCGACCGCCGGUCUAUCAAUCGUUGCGAAUUUUCAAGAAACCUCAGUAAUUGUAGUCCAUCUUAUUGGCGCGGUGCUUUGUUUUGGAGGCGGUACCGCUUAUUUUUGGACUCAGGCCAUAUGUUCGUUUUACUUGCAUCCGAUUGGAUGCUCGUUACGACUUGCACAUCUUCGCACGGCACUAUCAACUUUCUGUACGGUGUGCUUCUUUGUGAUCCUCAUUACGGGCGUGCUAGCUCAUCUGGCCUAUAAGGGAACAAACCCCCGGAAGUGGUACAAGGAGGAUGGCGGCUGGGAAUUGCACGUGGCUAGCACGAUAACCGAAUGGCUUUGCGCGAUGGCGUUCUGUGCAUAUAUCUUGACGUUCACAGAGGAAUUCAGAGACAUCAGGAUAAGUCCGCCGAAGGUAACAUUUCUCGUAUACAUACAUUUUUAAUGCGGUAUGUCGGAAAGUAAGAUAUUUUAAGGCUUCGGUGGUUACGUCAAUCUUCUCUCGCACUCGCCGGUCAACACACCCUGUCCUGGCUACCGAUACCGCGAAUCCAGAGAUAACCUACCGGACGAGACAACGCCGCUGGUGUUGCGCGAUAAUACCGAGAGGAGUCCCGAUGUCUUCUGCCCAGUUCAAAUACACGUACACGAUCCCACAAUACGCGAACGACGGCGGCGUCCCAAGAUCUACCGUCCUAAAAACCAACAUCAAAGAGUUCGCAAAGAUAGUUCCAAGUGGAUUGAUCUCGACGAAAAUGUGAUGGACGGUGACGGUUACAUUCUGAUUGAUGAUAGAAAUCUCGGACCUUCAGUUCCCGAGAUCGACAGUGGAGAGCUACCAUAUCCCGAUGUUGAGUACGAAGAUAAUGACGACGACGGCGAUAAUGACUACAACGACGACAAUAACGACGACGACGACGACGACGACAAUGAUGACGAUGAUAACGACGACAACAAUGACGACGAUGAAGACGGAGACACGGGCAGUCACAGCAGACGUGAAUGGUCAAUAUACAAGCAGUUGAAAAAAAAGUUGUCAAAACGUUGCCGGUCCGAUUUCGACUUUGGCGCGACUUAUCCGAUCGCGAAUAGUCACGGAAAUGCUUAUCAGGAUUCGAGCAGCCACAGCAAGUACACGGAAUUAUAUUCGGAAUUUCGAAAUGUCACAAAUAACUUCGACGUGACUCACACUCUCGAUGUCACACCGUACGCGAUAGCGAACAGUCACGGCGAGCAUGGUAAUCUCGCGACGGAAAUCCGUGAUGGUUAUUAUAGGGAAAGCGACAACUUAGUCUGGAACACUAGGCCGGCGGAUACGAAUUACGAAAUAGCUAACAGCCACAGCAACUACCGCGUGUUUUAUGACAGUCAGACGCAACAUCAGGCAAUGAUGCCGCCCUGGUCGUCGGAACCGUGGUCGUCGGAAAAUUACCGUGGAGAUUCUUGCGUUGCUGCAGAAAAUCCUAGAGACAACACCGACAGAAAGCGAGAUAACGAAGAAAGUGAGGCGGACACGAAUCUCUCGGAGAAAAAGGACGAGCAAGAUUCUGAAACAACCUGCGACAUUGAGCAAUGCCUGGUGCAAAUCGAGGAAAGCCUCUUAAAUAUCGAGCAGAAUCUUCUCCAUGUUCAGGACCUGGACAUACCGGAGCUGAGAAAUCUGCUUUACAAGAGCCCGAGUAUCGAGCGAAGUCUGUACGAAGUGCAAGAUCUUCUCUACUCCGACGGCAUUGGUUCGACGGUAAUCGCCAAAAACAAAUCUAUGUCUCUCGAUUCUGACGAAGAAGAAGAGGAGGAGGAGGAAGAAGUAGAAGAGGAAGAAGUAUGGGUGGGACAAAAUAUAACAAGCGAAGAUACCAAUGACGAGAACGUGGACGCGGGCGCGCCUCCUCUUUUCGUUGAUUCGAAUGAAGAAUCUUCGGACACAGCCAACGUUGACGAAUAUAAUCCUACAAAAUUGAAUGACCAUUACACCGACCAUUGGAUCAACCAAACAAACGUCCCGAUGGAAGAAAGAGCUUUUACUUUUAAUGUAGAUUCGGAAAAAGCGAUGAACUUCGUGCCUAACAGUCUUAGCAAAACUUUACCCAGAAAGAUUAUAUUGGACGAAGUAAAAGAAAACAUCAGACUGUGCUCAUCGGAACCGGAAGAUUCCAGAAUUACGAUCGAUUACAAUCUUAACAGUAUGUGCGCCGAAAAAAAGUCUUUUUUUCGCGACAAAUGGCACAGCAGAACGAACUCGUUGGACGAAAACUCGAUCUUUCAAAACUCGGAAUUCGGCGACAAGCAAGAGAACAGCAAGUUUUCGUUACAAGACAUUUUUCUCGAAUCUACCGGAAGUCGACACUUCGCGGUCAAUGCAAAAGCGCGAUCAGAAGGAACUUUGCAGACCAAUCAGAGCAAACAGAUAUACAGAAGAGGAUCUCAUGAGGAAAAGCUUCUGCAAGCCGUUGAAGCAACUGCGGAAGACUUUCGGAAGAAACUCGAAAGUUUCGCGUUGCAGCGACAAUCUAUUUUAGUUGACAGUCAGAAAAGAAUGGCGUCCAAGUCAACGAGAAAUGUCUCGGACAAUGCGGCGCCGCGAUCGAAAGAAAAGUCGCCCGGGAAGUCAAAGCGCACGACCACGACAACCUCUAAGAUGCAGGACAGAGAAAAUAGUGCUGGUAAAACCACCGACAAACGUAAGAGAAAAAAAACAUCAGCGAAGAAUCAAAGUGCCUCGGAGAACGCUUUGAUUCCGAGUAAACUGAUCUCGCUCUCGUUAUCGCUGCUUCUUGCGGCUCUUCUGCAAGCAGUCAGAUGUUUGACGGAUCUCGUUGAAGAUGCCUUCAGAUCGGUCAGUUACGAUCGAAAUGGAUUGCUACAAUAAACUAUGGAAAUUGUUUCUAACAAAGUUACUCAAGUGCUGACUAACCUUCUUGAUAAAUGUGUAAUGGAUAUACAUAAUAGGUAUGUAAUAAACAAUCGAUCUCUCACAUCGACGAUCAAUUCGUGUAAUUGUUCGAGACUUAUACCCGAUAUCUGUGAUAAACAUUAUUCUUAGAGUUCUCAACAAAACUGCUUCCAAAAAUAAGUGAGAUUGAGAAAUCGACUUUCCACACUUGGACAAGAAUCGAGAUCGAUUCUAAAAGAUUCAUUAAGACUACGUGCUGUGAAUAUCAUUCCUGAUAAAGUGAAUAAAAAUUUCGAUGAUCUCAGAUCGACGAAAUUUUAGAAAAAUGUGAAAACAAACGUGAAGUUAAUUUUGUGUGCAAAUGUAUGCGUUAAUUAAUUGUGGAAGACACAACGAAGCGUAAUGCAAUAAACACGCAUGAUGAAGCGAUGAAUACAAUAGUAUAAUGAUAGUGCGCGAUAUAUAUAUUCAAAGAAUUCUUACUCAAUGCUAAAUAACGGGCUAAGCGUAAACGUUUUAAGAUUACGGUAUAUUAUUAUAAUUCAAAAGUGCCUAAAAAAAAAAUAAAAACCCCAUCGCGUAUCAUGUACGAGAUGCAGUAUAAACAAUACACUAUUAAUGCUAUUUAUGUCUACUUACAUAAACUCAUUUUUUCAAAAUGUAAGAGCAUUGAGAGAAAAUAAAGCGAAAGC